Cimex lectularius (bed bug) is the source of this 2449-nucleotide messenger RNA. Its product is annotated as uridine phosphorylase 1. Gene Ontology annotation, biological process: uridine catabolic process; nucleotide catabolic process. The record is from RefSeq and is a predicted model, not a curated record. Gene Ontology annotation, molecular function: uridine phosphorylase activity. Gene Ontology annotation, cellular component: cytosol; cytoplasm. The transcript is spliced from 7 exons. The coding region runs from base 171 to 1217 and encodes 348 amino acids. NCBI's taxonomy places the organism in Eukaryota, Metazoa, Arthropoda, Insecta, Hemiptera, Cimicidae.
CCCCUCCACGUUCGACCCAUCUGAAACCACCCUGUCCCUCGUAGAACACCCUCCUUUACUUUAUUGAAUUUCGAGGAUAGCCGAAAGGCAAGCUAACUUCCCUAAUUUUGACACCCGUUUUGUUUAACCCGUCGCCAACCCGUUCUCGAACGCUACCCUUCCCAGAGUCCAUGAGCCGCAAAAUGUCGAACGGGGCAGAUGAAGAAUUGGACGAAUUCCUAUUUGAAAAUGGGACCGUCAGGCUCAGGAAUCCACAUAUUGAAUUGAUGGACCAAGACAUCCUUUACCACUUGGCUUUAGGAAGUGGUUCUCAUGAUCUCGUUGAAAUGUUUGGAGACAUCAAGUUUGUGUGCAUGGGAGGGACACCAAAGAGGAUGGAACAAUUCGCCUAUUACAUAAUGGGUGAAAUCGGGCAUAAACUUCCAGCUGGAACGAUGCUUCAGGAUAUAAGCCAAUUCUCGUACCGGUAUUCAAUGUACAAAGUAGGACCGGUCCUUUCAGUUAGCCAUGGAAUGGGCAUUCCUUCAAUUGGUAUUCUGCUGCAUGAAAUGAUCAAGCUCAUGUACCAUGCAAAAGUGAAAGAUCCUGUGUUCUUCAGGAUAGGAACAAGUGGAGGAAUUGGAUUAGAAGGAGGCACUGUUGUCAUUUCUGAACAAGCUGUUGACGGGUUGAUGAGACCGUUUUUUGAACUCCCUGUCUUGGGAAAGGUCAUUCAAAGACCAGCCAUUCUUGACAAAAAAUUGGUGAGAGAAUUGAAAGCAUUACAUUCCAAUGAAGAUCCUUAUGAUGUGAUGAUAGGCAAAACAUUGUGCACCACAGACUUCUAUGAAGGUCAGGGAAGAUUAGACGGCGCAUUCUGUGAAUUUACAGAAGCAGAUAAAAUGGCUUAUCUUGAAAAAGUUCAAAAAGCCGGUGUUGUCAACAUGGAGAUGGAAUCACUCGUGUUUGCUGCGCUUACACACCAUGCUGGCAUAAAGAGUGCUGUAAUCUGUGUUACAAUUGUAGACAGGCUAAAAGGUGACCAGAUACAUGUUCCAAAGGAAGUUUUGGAUGAAUGGCAAAACAGACCACAAAAAUUAGUUUCACAGUACAUCAAACGUUUUUUGCAGACGAAAGGUCGAUUUAUGGAUUCCUUUUGCAUUUCGCCAUGCAGUCCUUGUGUCAAAAGCCCAAGAAGGUUUAAGUUGGUGCAGCAAGAAUCUGAAAAUUAUGAUUAAGAAAUAAAUAAAAUAAUACUGGAUAUAUCAAAGGCAGAGAGCCGUUUCUGCAAUGCAGCAAAGCAUUGCUUGAAUUUUGCAACACUAUAAAAUAAUAAAAAAAUGAUAUAUGUGCAUUUGAAUGAAAUCACUGACAAUAUUUUAAAGCAUAUUUUUUCUCUCAUUUAAUAUGGCUUUUAUUUUUCCCUGACUUAAUUUGGUAAUGUUUCUGUAAAGUAUGAUUUGUUCUGCAAUUUGAAGCCUUCACCUUCGGACUCCAUACAUUUUUGUGAUUAAACUUUUCAUAAUGACCCACACAUCACAAAAAUGUAUUGUAUAUAAAUGUUCUUUUAUUGCCUAAAAAUGUACUCUGCAUCAAUUCAUAUUCGCUUCUAACAAUUUUUGCUAUAUAUACCAAGCACUAACUUUGUGUGUUCUACUUCUAUUAUAUUAUCAUACUAAAAACUACUAAGAUCCAUAUAUUUAAGAGAUCGCAUAUUAAUUGUAAAUAAAUAUAAAAAAUAAUUUUAUUAUGCUAGUUGAUGUUAUAAACGUUCUAUAUAUUAUUGCCUUUAAAAUAAGUGUGCCAUAUGAAUUGCCUUAUGAAAAUCUUCCUGUUUAACGUCACCAAGGAAGAUUGCAAUUGUUAAUCAAUGUUUGUAGCCAUCAGAAAGUUAAUGUUUAUUAUGACUGUUAUUAUGCUUUCCAAUGCAAUACAAAUUGUGUUAUUAUUUUAUAUAAAAGACAAAAGAAUGGAUAGUCUUUGGCAUAGAAAUUUUCUAACUGACUAAUUAGAAAACAGCAAUGUUUGUAUAAAAGUAAAAUGACAUUGCUGCGUUUAGACUUUUACAGUUGUUAGUAGAAUUCUGGUUAUUGUUGUUAGCAAUAGAAAAUCGAUAUUAUUGAGCAUGAAUGUACAAUGCAUUGUAUCCUAAGAAAAUUGACGUUACUGGUUACUGUGACGUUGAAAUAUUAUCUUGAAAAGUGAAAACUACAGAAACUUGAUGUAAUUGUUUCUGUUGAUUUAAAAAUUGAAAUAUUAAGGAAGCGUCUUAUAUUUUUUCUUUUUUUUUUUCACUUGGAUAUGUAUGCUCUGGAAAGGACGGACAGGCCUAAUACUCAAACAACGACAUAUCUGGUGCAUUUAAAACAAUCAAACAAAAAUAAAUUAAAUUAAAAACAAUAACCUUAAUUUUAAUUUUGUGAUAAAAAUUAUUCUAUAUGGAUACAUAAAAUUGUUACUCUUGCAAAUA